This is a messenger RNA of Gryllus bimaculatus (two-spotted cricket), 2110 nucleotides long. Lineage: Eukaryota; Metazoa; Arthropoda; Insecta; Orthoptera; Gryllidae. The record is from the annotation of a GenBank genome assembly.
GCAUUUCGAGGUGGAAAAUGAGUUCAAAGAGAAUAACUAGCAGAUACUUUGCUUGUGAUGUUUUGCAACAUUCUUUUCUCUUUGCUGGUGAUCAUAUGAUCUUGUGCUCGUUUUCACAGGGUUAGAGAAUUGGGUGUUACUUUGUUUCGGUGUUGUUUUCUGCAUGGUGAUUAUUUUUAACUGUUAAAAAUGAUGAAGCUAGUGUUAUGUUUUGUUGCAUUCUUUGCGACAGCCUUUGGUUCUGGAGAUGUGACAUUUAUACAUCACCCAAAAAAUAUAUACUUUAAAGGAAAUGAAAUAGUAGAUCAGAGUUUCUUAACGGAAAUUUUUUCUGCAUCCCUUGGUUUUACUACAAAUCAGGAUUCUGAUUGGUCUGGCCUGAAAAUUACCAAUCCAUUUCAUUAUGCUGAAGCUAUUGUUGUUCUUUUUGUUGAUGGAAUUGAAAAACUUGAAAGUGUGAAAGGUCAUAACUUCGAUUUAAAUACUGAUGAAGAUGAAGACACAAUUUGGCUGAAUCUAGAACGACGUGUGAGAAAUCGUUUUCCCUCUCAAAAUAAUACUCUUAUGCGAGUAGAAUUGACUGAAGGACCAAACAGUAAAUGGGCAUUUAAAAUCUUAUAUAUUUCUGAGGUUGUGCCAUUUUACAAUUUAUUUGGGGAAGUAGAUAACACAGUUUUGCCUGAUGUUCAGUUUCUGGAUCUGAAUGUAACAGAAGAUCGUGCCUUUCUUUCUGAAAUAUCUUUACUUCAAGACAUUGUGAAGAAGGUUGAAAGUGGUUCUAUUUCCCGAGAUGGUAUCCCUGACGUUUACUGGUUUGUCUUGCGAGGUUUGCAUGCUGUUUGGGAUUUACAUAGUGAUGAAUCUCCAGCCACAGUAGAAGCAGAGCAGCUUCUGAAAGACACUGUUAAUGAAAUGAAUAGAGCUUUCAUAAAAGCCUAUGAAGGGCGAGUUCUUAUCACAAUGAUUACCUCUGAUGUCAGCCAUACACGCCAGGUUCGUCAAGUUGCUUCCCCGGAAGCAACACGUGCUUCUUCCAUUGACAUAAAAGCUGCACCUACCUAUGAUGAAAAUUAUCCUGUCAUUUUUAAUAUUAUUUUAUGGUUUAUGGUGACAUUUGUAAUGGCACUUCUUGCAAUAUGUCUUGUUAUCAUGCGAAUGGAUCCUGGAAGAGAUUCUAUCAUCUAUCGUAUGACCACCAUGAAGAGCAUGAAAAAAGAAAACUAGUGUUGUGAUUUUGCAAAAUACUUUGGGAAUUAGUAUGAGGAGAAUAUAGGUAGUUUGAUGUACUAACUUUAUUACUUAAAUUGGUGUAUGUUAAACAUUUUAGUGUUGAAAUAUGUGUCAUUCAUUCAACGGAAAAAUGAAGGCUGAAUUGGAGUAAAGAAUUUGUCAGCACUUUCUUACUAUGCUCAUGUACUUUGUAUAUUGUGUUUAUACUAUUUGUUGGAUAUUUGUAUAAAAUUGUUUGCUUUGCAAUAGUAUGCAAGUGGUAUGCAUUUCAGUAGGUGUACCUUCAAACUUAAUAACUCAGUAAAAGUUAAAAUUGGUAGUAAUGGUAGAUAUUCUAAAGUGAUGUGCUUACCAAUUAAGUAUGUAUUAUAUGUAAAUUAAAAUGAAUUGGACAGAAAUAAUUGUGUAAAAUAGUCACUGCAGUACAUGUGUGUAUAAUUUAGGUAUAAAUACCAUAAGGCCAAUAUUUCAUGUAUAUAUAAAUGCUAAUGUGUAACAAUGCAAUACUGUACGAUAAAUUAAUAUUUGGUACCAUAAUUUUUUGUGAAUCGGCAGAUGUAUGUGUUAGUUGAGUCUUGAUCUAAACAGGUCUGAGAACAAUAUAUAUCAUUUCUUACAUGUAUUUAUUAAUUGUUGCUCUUAAAACAAAAGAACUAUACAGAACUAAAAACCAUACAGUAAAUUCCUGAAUGAGUGUACUUCUGACAUGUUCCAUUUAUGUCAUUAUGUGUAUAUGGUGUCCAUUUUCCUAGAAAGCCUUAUGUAAGAUAGUUAAUGAUAUAACAUUCCUAAAUUGUGUAUUUGUAAAUAAAAAGUAUGGGAACGGUCAGAAAGCUGCUUCUUUCUUCUUUUUUUUUUUUACUAUAGGUUCAAUGUAAUU